UUUGAGAGAGUGAUUCGUGUGUGGUAGAGUAGUGUGAGGAGUACUGCGGUGGUGGAGGUGGUAGAGUGCCUUUCCCGAUUCACGGGGAUUGCGUUCGCGCGAGACUCUCAAAGAACCAGUGGGCAUUAGACACGGAGCGCCGGGAGAGGCCAACAACCAAAAGAGACGGAUUUACCGUGAUAUUCAGCUCGUCUCGCUGAAUGUCCCGGACCGCUGGUCCCCUGGCUGAGGCUGCUCCCUCAGUUGGACCUACUACUAGCGACCAGGAGGAGUGGUUUGGCUUUCAUUCCCUGAACCCGGAAGCAUUCAUUCCAAAGCUGUGGCAGUGAAAAUUCUCAAAAGAACUGGACUAGUCAGUGGUGCAGGCUGUGGUUUUCGGACAGACAAUGGCUACCCAGGCUGACCUGAUGGAGCUUGACAUGGCCAUGGAGCCAGACCGUAAGGCAGCAGUCAGCAACUGGCAACAGCAGUCCUACCUGGACUCUGGCAUCCACUCAGGGGCAACUACCACAGCACCCUCUUUGAGUGGAAAAGGAAACCCUGAGGAAGAGGAUGUUGACAACCAGGUGCUCUAUGAAUGGGAACAGGGUUUCUCUCAGCCUUUCCCACAGGACCAGGUGGCAGACAUCGAUGGGCAGUAUGCCAUGACCAGAGCUCAACGGGUGCGGGCAGCCAUGUUCCCAGAGACCCUGGAUGAAGGAAUGCAGAUCCCAUCCACGCAGUUUGAUGGUGCCCACCCGACCAAUGUACAGCGGCUGGCUGAGCCAUCUCAGAUGUUGAAGCAUGCCGUGGUCAAUCUGAUUAACUAUCAGGAUGAUGCUGAGCUGGCCACCCGUGCCAUUCCUGAGCUCACCAAGCUCCUCAAUGAUGAAGACCAGGUAGUUGUGAAUAAGGCAGCAGUGAUGGUCCACCAGCUCUCCAAAAAGGAGGCCUCCAGGCAUGCCAUCAUGCGGUCACCCCAAAUGGUAUCAGCCAUCGUACGCACAAUGCAGAACACUGGCGAUGUGGAGACUGCUCGCUGCACAGCCGGCACCCUGCACAACCUGUCCCACCACAGGGAGGGCUUGCUUGCCAUCUUCAAGUCUGGGGGCAUUCCAGCCCUUGUCAAAAUGCUGGGAUCUCCGGUGGACUCUGUGCUAUUCUAUGCGAUCACAACCCUUCACAACUUGCUGCUGCACCAGGAGGGUGCUAAGAUGGCUGUGCGUCUUGCUGGAGGCCUGCAGAAGAUGGUGGCCCUGCUCAACAAGACAAAUGUCAAGUUCCUUGCUAUUACAACAGACUGUCUCCAAAUCCUGGCAUAUGGAAACCAGGAGAGCAAGCUCAUCAUCCUGGCCAGUGGUGGCCCCCAGGCCCUUGUCAACAUCAUGAGGACCUACACAUAUGAGAAGUUGCUGUGGACCACCAGCAGAGUGCUCAAGGUGCUCUCUGUCUGUUCCAGCAACAAGCCUGCCAUUGUUGAGGCUGGUGGCAUGCAAGCCCUUGGCCUGCAUCUCACAGACCCUAGCCAGCGUUUGGUCCAGAAUUGCCUCUGGACCCUCAGAAACCUGUCUGAUGCAGCAACCAAACAGGAGGGCAUGGAAGGUCUUCUGGGCACACUGGUCCAGCUCCUAGGUUCUGAUGACAUCAAUGUGGUGACAUGUGCUGCUGGCAUCCUCUCUAACCUUACCUGCAACAACUACAAGAACAAGAUGAUGGUUUGCCAGGUUGGUGGCAUUGAGGCCCUGGUGCGCACAGUGCUGCGUGCCGGAGACCGUGAGGAUAUCACUGAGCCUGCUGUCUGUGCUUUGCGUCACCUCACAAGUCGGCACCAGGAUGCCGAGAUGGCCCAGAAUGCAGUGAGGCUGCACUAUGGCCUGCCGGUGGUGGUGAAGCUGUUGCAUCCUCCCUCUCACUGGCCACUUAUCAAGGCAACAGUGGGCCUGAUCCGCAACUUGGCACUCUGCCCAGCCAACCAUGCACCGCUGCGGGAGCAGGGUGCAAUUCCCCGGCUGGUUCAGCUCCUGGUGAGGGCACACCAGGACACACAGAGACGCACCUCCAUGGGUGGCACACAGCAGCAAUUUGUGGAGGGGGUCCGCAUGGAGGAAAUUGUUGAAGGCUGCACUGGCGCCCUGCACAUUCUGGCCCGGGACAUCCACAACCGAAUUGUCGUUCGGGGCCUGAACACAAUUCCGCUCUUUGUCCAGUUGCUCUACUCACCCAUUGAAAAUAUCCAGAGGGUGGCAGCUGGUGUACUGUGUGAACUGGCCCAGGACAAAGAGGCAGCAGAGGCAAUUGAAGCUGAGGGGGCUACUGCCCCCCUCACUGAGCUGCUUCACUCCAGGAAUGAGGGUGUGGCCACGUAUGCUGCUGCCGUGCUUUUCCGCAUGUCUGAAGACAAGCCUCAGGACUACAAGAAGCGCCUGUCUGUCGAGCUCACUAGCUCUCUGUUCAGGACAGAACCCAUGACAUGGAAUGAGACUGGAGACCUCGGAAUUGACAUUGGUGCGCAGGGAGAGCCUCUUGGCUACCGUCAAGAUGAUCCUAGUUACCGUUCCUUCCACUCCAGCUAUGGCCAGGACCCCAUGGGCAUGGACCCCAUGAUGGACCAUGAAAUGGCUGGUCACCACCCUGGCACAGAAUACCCAGUUGAUGGUUUGCCAGACCUGGGGCACACCCAGGACCUGAUUGAUGGGCUGCCCCCGAGUGACAGCAAUCAGCUGGCCUGGUUUGACACCGAUCUGUAAAUAACUACUUUGCUUUAUCGUCUGAAUGAACCUGCAUUGUGAUCUUGGCCUGUAGAGUUGCUGGAGGUCUUGAGGGGUGGGCUAGUAUCUCGGAAAGUGCCUGACACACUAACACAAGCUGAGUUUCCUAUGGGAACAAGUGGAAGUAUUUUUUUUUUUUUUUUUUUUUUUUUUCUUCUCUCUCUCCCCCUCCCCCCUCCUCCUUGUUCUGGUCCUUUUUGGUCAGAGGUUAAUUGAAUAGGAAGUUUUUUGGAGUGGAUGCUUAAAGGAGGAAUGAACAGGAGUUGAGUCUAAAGGUGGAAUUACAAACCCCUAGCCUUGCUGGUUUUUAUAUUUUUUUUUUUAUUCAGUCUCUGUAAUGGUACUGAUGUAGCUUGCUUUAAAAUUAGCUUUAGUCUUUCUUUGCAGUAAUUUUUCAUUUUAAGUCUUGUAGUGUUAAGUUAGUGGUAAUGCUCCAUCGGUUAAAUUAUCACACAAUGGUAUAGAACACUAAUCAUUUGACAUGUAUUCUGAAAGUGUAACAUGUAGCUUUUUAUAUAAAAUUCAGUGGGGAAGUGUGGUGCUGACAUGAGCAUAGGAAAUACUUAAUAUCACGAUUGUUCCAAAGGGGCACGAUGGGGUGGGGCCAGACCUUUUUCUUUUUUUGUCCCUUGUUUUUUAAUUUUGUUGAAGGUAGUUUCAUGAAACAAAGUUGUUGUAGCCUGCUGUGCUCAUUUUGGAAAUGGUUAUGACAUUGACAAACAAUAAAAUCAAACCUGUUU
Messenger RNA from Scleropages formosus (Asian bonytongue), 3487 nucleotides. Its product is annotated as catenin beta-1-like. Lineage: Eukaryota; Metazoa; Chordata; Actinopteri; Osteoglossiformes; Osteoglossidae. The record is from RefSeq and is a predicted model, not a curated record. Gene Ontology annotation, molecular function: cadherin binding. Gene Ontology annotation, biological process: cell adhesion. Bases 387 to 2726 code for a protein of 779 amino acids. The transcript is spliced from 18 exons.